AUGCUGGCCACCCUCACCCUCCUCCUGGGGCUGCCACUCGCCCUCACCACCGAGACCCCCACCUGCAGCCCGCUCAUCCCAGUCACCUUCGACAAUGGCACCAUCCCUAGGCUCCUGGGAAAAUGGUUCUACAUCAUCGGUGCCUCCAAAUACCCACCCCACCUGGAGGAGAUUAAAGUGGUCAAAUAUGCAGGUUUUAUCCUCUCUCCUGGCAGCCAUGAGGAUGAGCUCGACGUCGUGGAAGUCAUGAGAGUGAAUGAGACCUGUGUGACGAGGAACAGCAGCAAGAUCCAGGUCUUUCGGGAAAACUCCACCCUGAUGCAUGUCGAUAACAAUGUGACUGCUACAGCCAAACUUAUCCAAAGUGACAAAGACCUCCUGAUCCUGAAUUACUCCAGUGACAACUUCCCAGGUCUGAGCCUCUCAGCACGAACACCCAACGUGAGCAAGGAGCACCUGGAGGAGUUCAGAGCCCAGCUGCACUGCCUGGGCUUCACCGAGGAGGAGAUCUUCCUCACUUCUGAACAGUAUGCCUGUCCCCUGCCUGUGGAGAAGACAGAUGAAGGUGACACAGAGUCAUAGCUGGGAUAACCCACUCAGGCUGAGUCAGCCACUCCAUCCUCCUUCAGCUCCUCCUCAGGGACAUCCAUGCCUAGAGGCCCAGAUGGACUCAGCUCAGUCUCAAGGCUUUGUGUUGAGGCUUUCUUUUUUCCCUCCUGGAUGCAUCACCUGCAUUCCCUGUUCUCACCCAGACCCAAAAUAAAUCCCUGUGUGACAA
Molecule: messenger RNA, 778 nt
Organism: Pogoniulus pusillus (Red-fronted tinkerbird)
Lineage: Eukaryota; Metazoa; Chordata; Aves; Piciformes; Lybiidae
Gene: ORM2
Product: orosomucoid 2
Exons: 6
Coding region: 1-582 (193 amino acids)
Source: RefSeq, a predicted model, not a curated record